UAAAUCGUCCUUUUUGUUCAAUACACGUCACCAUCAGUGUCCAUUUUGUGGGCCGUUGGUGACACGAAAUCGAUCGAAACCGUAAAAGCAACCACUAUUACGGCGUUGCACACUAUAUUCGGUGCUAAGAGCAACGUUCCGGAUGUCGAAGAUGCAGUUGUUGACAUAAGUACAUCUUCAGUAAUAUAGAAUCGGACAAAAUCUACUACAAUAUGGAUACACUAACUGAAGACGGUUCCAUGUCUGAGGACGGGUCGGAGCAAGAAUUCGACCAAGAGUUCCUCACCUGCCCGGUUUGUAACAAACUCUUCUGCGAGCCCAAGAUCCUACCAUGUCUUCACACCUUCUGCAAGACGUGUCUAGAAAAGUGGAUGAAACAGAAGGUAUCUUGUCCAUUCUGUCGCACCAAAGUAACACUACCGAGCGAGGGGGUGUCCGGACUCCCUACCAACUUCAACAUCAACAAGCUGCUGGAUUUUAGGAAACUGCAGAAGAGUAAGAAUCUGCCGUGUCAGCUGUGCGAGACCCACGUCAAGGCUUCCUCCAUGUGUGUGGACUGCGGGAAACUGCUGUGCGAUACCUGUUUGAAGCUCCACAACAAGCUUCCACUAGCUAAAGACCACGACAUCCUGAGUUUCGAGGAGCUGAGGAGUAAGGAAAGGCGGUCGAGGUAUCAUCGUAAACUGUACUGCCGCGAUCAUCCAGACCAAGUCCUGGCAUUCUACUGCGACCCGUGCGAACGCCUCGUCUGUCGGGACUGCACUAUUGUACUCCACCGUCCUGGCCCGGACCACGAUCCAAGAGAAGUCGGCAAAGUAGCGCUAGGUCGCCGAGAAGCUCUAAACACCUUGCUGAAGGACACUGAUGGCCUCUUAGAAAAGCUUGACGAAGCCAAGAAAGCUAUCGACCACGACAUGAUGCAGUUUCACGAAAGUCGCCAGGUGGUGGAAAGAGCCAUCUUCAACUACGCUGAAGAGUUGAAGAUUCGGAUAGACGCAAAGGCCAUGGAGUUGGUCUCCGAGCUUGACGAAAGAUGGGAGAGGGAGGAAUCGGUGAUAACAAGACAGAAGGGAGCCUUGGAGAAGAUGCAACAAAACGUCAAAGAAGGAAGACGUUUUUCUGAAGAUGUCUUGAGCCAGGGUAGUGACGCUGAGGUGUUGUCUGUAUGGCAUCAGGUGGAAGAAAGACUGAGACAGAUUCAGACCUUAGAAGUCGAGUACGAACCGUAUGAUCGUAGAAUGAUGUUCAAGCCGUCAAAGGAGGCUUCGAAUGUAGCGAAUAUCCCCGUCAUAGGAACAGUAGAAACCAGUGCAGUAGACCCAGCCAUUACAACAGUGAUGAUACAAGACUAUGUAGAAUGCUUGCAAACCGUUAUCAAGGUAGGUCCACGUGAUUCAAGUGGCGAGCUAUGCAGUACUGACGGCAUAAAGCCGAGAGUAGAGAUCACGGGACCGAAGGGAGAUAGAGUGCACCUUGACCCGGAACCGGAAGCGAACGAGGAUCACACCUGGGACGUUGUAUGGACGCCAUCUUUGAAAGGACUGCACUCGGUCAAUGUCAUGAUAGGCGGCCACGAAGCCAAGGGGAGCCCGUUUGUUUGUGUUAAGAGUAACGAUCCCGUGUUAACGAUCGGUAAGAAAGGUAGUGAGGACGGGGAUUUUGAUAACCCGAUCGGGUUAGCGGUUUACGAAGAUAAACUUAUCGUUGCUGACGGGCAUAAUGAACGAGUCCAAGUGUUUGACGUCAACGGUACGCAUCUGAGCUCGUUCCCAACGUCCGCUUUCACCAAGGGCGUGGCCGUGGACAAGGAUGGCAACAUCAUCGUCACCGCGGGUCAAGAGGUCAUGAUUUUUACGUCAUCAGGUCAACUCCAGAGGACGUUCACUCACGGUGAUUUUGAUAUUCCGUACGGCGUAGCAGUGGACGGGGACGGUCAUAUUGUCAUGGUGGAUAGAGACGCACACUGCGUGUUUCUGUUCGACUUCAACUGCAGACUUAUCAGAAAGAUGGGCGUAGAAGGCAACGGUCUAGGCUGUUUCAACUAUCCAAACUUUGUCACUGUUGAUACAGAAAACAACAUCAUCGUAUCCGAUUUGAGAAAUCACAGAGCGCAGGGGUUUGACCAAGAGGGGAAUUUGAAGUUCCAAAUCGGCCACAAGGGACUAGACAUCGAACAGGGAGAGUUGAACUUCCCGACUGGCAUUGCGGUGGACGCGGAGGGAAACGUUGUGAUGGCGGAGUUAUCAGGCAACAGGUUGAAGGUGAUGCGGUCGGACGGAAUAGACGUGUGUACCAUCAGUAGUGAUGGGGACAAACUGAACAAACCACACGGGGUGGCUGUGACGGAAGACGGCUUUGUGUUUGUAGCUGACUCUGGUAAUCAUUGUAUCAAGAAGUACAAAUAUCUGUAGGAUUUAGAAAAUAGCCAUCAUCAACUAACGAUAUCUGUAGACGGAACCUACAUCAUACAUGAAGAAGCAUGUGUAGAAAGUUUCUGCAACUUACCAACUACAAAGUUGCAUUGGGGCAACGUUUAUGGUUAUUCUUGGCCCUGCAAAU
Messenger RNA from Branchiostoma floridae (Florida lancelet), 2559 nucleotides. RefSeq names its product tripartite motif-containing protein 3-like. The transcript is spliced from 2 exons. Gene Ontology annotation, cellular component: chromatin; nucleoplasm. Gene Ontology annotation, molecular function: zinc ion binding; ubiquitin-protein transferase activity; protein binding. Gene Ontology annotation, biological process: positive regulation of DNA-templated transcription. The record is from RefSeq and is a predicted model, not a curated record. NCBI's taxonomy places the organism in Eukaryota, Metazoa, Chordata, Leptocardii, Amphioxiformes, Branchiostomatidae. The coding region runs from base 213 to 2411 and encodes 732 amino acids.